GCAGCUCGGGGGCUGCAGCUGGGGACCCCCGGAGCCCCCAGUGCCGGCAGCGGCAGAGCCCCUCGGGAGCCCAUCAAUGCCGACACCCCAACCUCGCCACCCCAAGCCCCUGUUCAGCCCCGCAGCCCCCUCCCACAACCUCCCCAAGCGUGCUCGCAGCAGGUAGAAGUAAAUGCACAGGUGAGGGAACAGCUGCAGCCACCCCUCCCCAAGCACCAUGCUGGGCACGGGUCCGGGUGGACGGUUCCUUGUGCCCCCGGCAGAGUUCAGCCUGCAGCGAGGACUCAGCCUCACCCAGCGACGCCAGUUGCCGGAGCUUGGAGGAUGCGUGUUCUGCCAGCCCUGCUCAGGACACACAGGACCCCCAGGCAGGCGAGGUGGAAGGCAGCUGCCAUCCUGCACAACGCUGCUGCAAGAGGAAGCUCUCUGCCUUUGCACUGGAGGUACGCAUCAAGUCCCCAUCCGGCUCACACAGCCCGGCUGGAAGGGGAAGCGGGGAUCCCCCUGGCACUGACGGUCUAACAGCUCGCUCCAUCUCCCAAGGGGUCUGGCACGGGAGAGCAGCCCGCGGCCCCCAGCCCCGUGUACCGGCUGGUGCUGGCAGGGGACAGCGGUGCAGGCAAGUCCAGCUUCCUGCUGCGCCUCUGCAGAAAUGAGUUCAGAGGUGACAUCUCCUCCACGUUAGGUACCAGGGCUGGGACAGAGGGGCUGGGAUAGGUGGGCUGGGGCCUGAUGGCUGCCCCGGGCAGGAGUGGACUUCCAGGUGAAGGAGCUGCUGGUGGACGGGGAGCAAACCACACUGCAGAUCUGGGACACUGCUGGGCAGGAGAGGUGAGGAGGGCAGCAGCGCCCGCAGCACAGCCAGGUGUCUGCUGCAGGCCUGGCCCUGCACGGCCCCCACAUGGGUGGUGACAACACCCCCGGCUCCAGGUACCGCAGCAUCUCCCGCUCCUACUUCCGUAAGGCCCACGGCGUGCUGCUGCUGUACGAUAUCAGCUCCCAGAGCAGCUUCCUCAACGUCCGCCAGUGGAUCGAGGACAUCGAGGGUGCCGGGACCGCAGUGCCACUCAUGCUGGUGGGCAAUAAGAGCGACCUGCGGGCCGGGCUGCCGGAGACGGCAGGGGUCCAAGCAGCCCACGGACAGAGGCUGGCCACGGUGAGCAGCUGCUGCUGGGGGCGGCCCCCGGAGGCGCUCCCCCGGCCCCCGAUUCCAGCCGCGCUCCCUCCAGGCCCACAACUGCCUGUUCUGCGAGACCAGCGCCAAGGACGGCACGAACGUGGUGGAAGCCGUGCUGCACCUCGCCCGGUGAGCGGCGACGAGGGGAGGGGGGACCGCGCAGGCCGAGGGCGGAGCGCCGGGCUGACGCCGCGCCUCGGCCCGCAGAGCAGUGAAGAGGACGGCGGCCUCGGGCAGCGGCGCCCGCCUGGAUCUCAGCAUCCCCGCCCCGCGGGCCGCCGCGGGCUGCUGCAGGGCCUGACGCGGGAGCGGCUCCGCGCCCGUCGCCUCCCCUUGUUCCCCCCCCGUCCCCUCUCCAUCCCCCCGCCGCGGUUCCAGGCUCUCACUACAGCCGCUUCCACCGCAGCCGCAGCGCUCCGCUGCCUUCGUUCCGCCGGGCUCCCGCAGCGGCCCCUCCCGGGGCUCGCAGAUCGAGCGUCGCGGAGGCCCCACGGCACCGACCGUCCCCGUCCCGGGGCUCAGCCGGGGACCCCGCGUCCCCCGCCCCUCCCCGCCGCCGGGCGCACGGAGGAGGCCGGGCCUGCAGGGCUCCACGAGCUACUUUAAUGGGAGAGCGGCGCUGCCGGAGAGCCCGGCGGGGCGGGGCGGCCCCGGGGCUGCGCGGGGCAUCGCUGAGCACCGCCCGCGGGGCACCGCCGCUACUUGUUGCCCUCCUUCUUCUCGUCCGCCUUCUUCUGCUU
Molecule: messenger RNA, 1917 nt
Organism: Phasianus colchicus (ring-necked pheasant)
Lineage: Eukaryota; Metazoa; Chordata; Aves; Galliformes; Phasianidae
Source: RefSeq, a predicted model, not a curated record